AUGAAAAAGUUAAAUUGUCCUGUUCAAAAUUAUGCUUGGGGAAGACUUGGAGAUAAAAGUAUUGUUAGUACAUUAAAAUCAACAACUACUUCUAAUCUUGAUUUAUCUUUACCAUAUGCUGAACUUUGGAUGGGUACUCAUAAGAAUGGUCCUGCUAAAUUGUUAGAUGAUGACACCUACUUAUCGGACUACUUAAAAAAAAAUCCUAAUCUUUUGGAAUCCCAUGAAAAUGGAGAUAUUCAAUUUUUAUUAAAAGUUUUGUCAGUUAACAAAGCUCUUUCCAUUCAAUGUCAUCCAACUAAAGAACAAGCAGAAAUUUUAAGAAUGAAAGAUCCUAAAAAUUAUCCAGAUAACAACCAUAAACCGGAAAUGGCAAUUGCAUUAAGUAAUUUUGAAUUGUUAUGUGGUUUUAGAGUUGCUAAGGAGAUUUUAGAAAAUUUAUCUAUUGUUCCGGAGUUGAAAGAUAAAUUAAACAAAAAAGACAUAGAAGAUUUAGAAAGUGAUAAUGCUCAAAUAAAUAAAAAGGCAUUAAAAAAUUUAUUUAUAAUGGUUAUGGAAGGAGAUAAUUUAUUUAAUCAGACAAUAAUUAACAAUUCAAUUGAAAGAAUAAGAAAAAAAACUCAUCCAACAGAUGUGGAAAAGUUAUUUGUAAGAUUAGAUAAAGAAUAUCCUGGUGGUGAUGUUGGUGUUUUAGUAUCACUUUUUCUUAAUUAUUAUACUUUAUCUCCUGGUCAAAGUGUUUUUCUUGGACCAAAUAUUCCUCAUGCUUACCUUUCUGGUGAGUGUGUUGAAUGUAUGGCUUGUUCUGACAACACUAUACGUGCUGGAUUAACACCAAAAUUUAAAGAUGUCAAAACAUUAGGUGAAAAUUUGAUUUAUGAAAUGUCACCUCCAAAGUAUUUUAUACGUGAUGAAAAGAAAAAAGAUGAAGGUAUAAUAAGAUAUGCUCCAGAUGUUGAGGAAUUUUCAAUUGAUUUUUUGACAAACAAAGUUAAAAUACUUGAAAAUGUUAAGGCAAGUUCUAUCUUAAUUGUCAUCAAAGGAUCAGCAGAAAUUGGUGGCAAAAAUAAUUUAAAAAUUAGAAGUGGUGAUAUAAUUUUUGUUCCCGCAUCUCAAGAAAAUACACCAUUUUCAAAUGUAUCUUCAGAUUUUGAAGCAUACCGUGCUUACACUCCAAAAAGAUAA
Strongyloides ratti is the source of this 1185-nucleotide messenger RNA. RefSeq names its product Mannose-6-phosphate isomerase. Gene Ontology annotation, molecular function: zinc ion binding; mannose-6-phosphate isomerase activity. The record is from RefSeq and is a predicted model, not a curated record. Bases 1 to 1185 code for a protein of 394 amino acids. The transcript has a single exon. Gene Ontology annotation, biological process: carbohydrate metabolic process; GDP-mannose biosynthetic process. Lineage: Eukaryota; Metazoa; Nematoda; Chromadorea; Rhabditida; Strongyloididae. Gene Ontology annotation, cellular component: cytosol.